UCUCUCUCUCUCUGUCAAGGCCCUGCGAGGCGAGAAGAGGAGGCCAAUGUUCUCCUGGUUGGCAGCGCAGAUCCACGGCAUAUUUUGAAGACCAUUAGUGGUUUGAGGAUUGAAGAAAGCCUCCAUGUGUGGGUGAUAGAAAGCAGCAUGGAGGUGGUGGCUCGCCAGCUGCUGCUCCUCUACCUGGCACUGAUGCCCCAGGAAAGCAUGGGACUGAACGAGAAGACAGAGGUCUACCUGGAGGUGUUUGGGAACGGUGAGAUCCGCGCUCAAACAGAGGAAAUACUGAGACACGCAGCAUCAGAGCUUUCUCUGUGUGUUACUGAAACAAUGGAGACGGCCGCGCACCCCUGUCUGAACACAACUCUCCUCAAGUUCAAGGAGCGAGAUGAGCUGGCCAGGAUAUUCAAAUCGUGGAUCCCGCCUCAGUCUUCAUCCUCAUCAUCCGAGCGUUCUGUUCCAAUCGUCAUGUCCAAAGCUUGGGAUUAUCGGGUCAGGCAACACCUUGGAACGAGAUACGACUCCAAGAAAGGCUGCUUCGACUGGGACCUUACAAUGAAGCUGCAAGACAAAGGGUGUGGUGUCAUCAAUAAACAACAAUAUGUGAAAUGGAGGGAGCGGGGUUUGGCAUUCGAAAUGAGGGAAGGUGUCUACCAAAUAACCAAUCCAACUUUACUGUCAUCAAGAGUGUUCCGGCAGAGAGGGAACAAAGUGGCUGUGAGGGGUUACUGGGGAGACAUAGUAUCCAGUCCCUACCUCGCCUUUGGCAUCGAAACCGAUGACAAGAGUCUCCUGAAGAGACAAAAUGAGAAACAUAUCAAGACAGCCCAGGAUAUCUCCUUUGCAAAUGUGCAGGCAUUGUUCCAGUCGCUGUCCAGUAGAAGGGGCUGCCCCACUCCUUCCCAGUCAGACACAGAGGGACAGGAGCCAUCCACACAUAUAGCGGAAAAAUCUGUCCCCAUUAAAGACUUGAUGCGUCUGAGCGGCCUCUCUGUGACCUUCCUGCCUCUGGACUCACUUCCCAAACUACCAGAGAAGGAGAAAUAUUCCCACUUCUUCAAAACCAUUUACCUCUCCACUACCUGUGUGCACCAGUUGGGCCCGACGAUGACACAGAUCGCAGCACCAGACGCUGUGGUUGUCAUGGAGCUGGCCAAGUACGUUUUGGAUCUGAACAAAGACCAGGAAGCAGGAUUUGCAAAGAAAGUGGCGAGCAUCGCUCUGGAGGCCGGAUUUGAACCGUGGUGUGACAGGAAGAGUGACGACGUCCAUGCUGUGUUCACACCAGAGACAAAAUAAAAGUGGUGCACAUCAGCACAUCUGUUUACUCUUGUUCCCCCUUUCUUUACAUUCACAAGAUGCAACAAACAGACAAGAAUAAUAAUCAUAUUUCAUUUCCUAUGCGAUCGACACGUCCAUUUUAUUGAUCUAUGCAUUUAAAUAUUACAGACACAAUUGCAAGCUUAUGUAUUUGAAUAAAUGUUACACAAAAAUUGAUAGAAUCUGUUUUGAGCUUUACUGACGAACACUGCAACCUCAUCCUCAAGCUAGUGAAGCGUCUUCUUGUCUCUAUGUGUGUAAAUUCACUUCCAGCGUCCUCCAACCUUCCCCUUACCGUGGACCUUUUUGCUGCAUGGGUACAAGAAAAAGGUUUAAGUUCCAUUAUCAACGGAUAAGAUGUGUGACUGAAAAGGCAAAGAAAGAGAAGUAA
Messenger RNA from Pleuronectes platessa (European plaice), 1711 nucleotides. Its product is annotated as dynein axonemal assembly factor 3. Gene Ontology annotation, biological process: motile cilium assembly; axonemal dynein complex assembly. Lineage: Eukaryota; Metazoa; Chordata; Actinopteri; Pleuronectiformes; Pleuronectidae. The coding region runs from base 148 to 1299 and encodes 383 amino acids. The transcript is spliced from 10 exons. The record is from RefSeq and is a predicted model, not a curated record.